Messenger RNA from Myodes glareolus (Bank vole), 1164 nucleotides. The record is from RefSeq and is a predicted model, not a curated record. Lineage: Eukaryota; Metazoa; Chordata; Mammalia; Rodentia; Cricetidae.
UAAUUUCAUUGGUCAAUGUGGUCAGUCCCUGGAGAUGGAAAUGAAAAGGCCGUUGAAGAGCUGCUUAAUGUUCUGUGGUCACACAUUAAGGAGCGAGUACUUCCUUCUUCCUCCAUGACUGGCAACUUUACUAUAAUGCCAGGAAACUGUGACGUGUGUUCUUGGGCAGGGUCUGAGGUUUUGGAACCUUUUUCUAAAAGGGCCAGAGAGAGCACCCUGCAGCAUUUGGUGAUCGAGAGGCUGGCGUGUGGGGCUGAGCUGGUCAGGAUGCGGCAGGUUCCCAUGGGCAGCAGGCUUCUCCUGGUUCUCUCCUUCAUCCUGGUUUGGGGAUCUGCGGUUCAAGGUUAUCCUGCUCGGAGGGCCAGGUACCAGUGGGUACGCUGCAAUCCCGACAGCAUCUCUGCAAACUGCGUGGAGGAGAAGGGACCCCUGUUUGACCUAGUCGCAGAUGGAUCCGACGACGUUGGCCCUCCAAUGAGCAAUCCUAUUCUGACGAGAGGAUUUCCGGAUAAUUUCUUCCCUAUUUCUGAAGACGUUUCUGGGUCGGGCUCUGGCUCCGGAUCGGGCUCUGGCUCCGGUUCUGGCUCCGGCGCUGGUUCAGGUUCUGGCUCAGGAAGUGGCUUCCUAGGCGACAUGGAGUGGGAAUACCAGCCCGCAGAUGAAAGCGACGCUUUCUAUUACAACUAUAGGCCUUUAGACAGGAUGCUCCACGAGCAAAACCAAGAGCAACCAGAAGAUUUUAUUAUAUGAAAGUGUUCAUUUCUGCUUCCCCACCUCCGCACAGAACAAGGUCUCUGUACUUGGUGUUCCACGUUUCAAUGAUCAGUCUUGGGAUAAAGAGCUUCACAGAAAAUUUAAAAUACCUGGAAAAGAGUCUUUCCUCCUGAGUUCUUAAGGAGUUAGACUUUAAUGCUGUUAUUGCUCUAGAAAAGAUCUGCGCUUAUAUGUGUAUUGGAUCAACAUUAUGAAAUUAACUCACACCCCCAUUAUUAUGCGACAACUUUUACAAGCCAUGCUGUUUUUGAAAAAUUCAAUUUGAAUAGCAAAUUGAUGAACAAUAAUAUUUCAUACCUAAAGUGUUAGGAAUGCGACUCACAUUGUGAGUUACAGAAAUACUCCUUUUUAUGAUUUAAAAUAAAAUAAAAACGAAAGAGUGACCUCCUA